AUGGACGCCGUGCGCGACGACGACCGAAACCUCGUGACCGAGACGCUGCACCGCGGCGAGAGCGUGACGCAGACGAACGCGUACCUGCGCACGCCGCUCCACAAGGCGGCGUACUACAGCGGCGAUCGCGACGUCGUCGCGUCGCUGAUCGACCGCGGCGCGGACGUGAACGCGCGAGACAAGGGCGACUGGACGCCGCUGCACCUCGCGACGAGGAACGCGCACCUCGGCGCGAUGCGAGCGCUGUUGGACGCGGGCGCGGAGAUUCAACGCGUCGACGCCAAGCACGGAUGGACGCCGUUGCACGUGGCGUGCGUGGCGGGGCACGAGGACGCGGCGAGGAUGCUCGUGGAGGCGGGCGCGGACGUCACGGUGAGGGAUAAGUCGACGGCGAGCGCGAUCGACUUGAUGCGCGAGAGCGGGAUGGACCCGGGGAGGGCGGGGGUGAGCGACGAGGCCGCGAAGCCGCGGGCGCGGACGACAGACGGCGGAGGGUAG
This is a messenger RNA of Micromonas pusilla CCMP1545, 498 nucleotides long. RefSeq lists its product as uncharacterized. NCBI's taxonomy places the organism in Eukaryota, Viridiplantae, Chlorophyta, Mamiellophyceae, Mamiellales, Mamiellaceae. The record is from RefSeq and is a predicted model, not a curated record. Gene Ontology annotation, molecular function: protein binding. The transcript has a single exon. Bases 1 to 498 code for a protein of 165 amino acids.